Ceratotherium simum simum (southern white rhinoceros) is the source of this 3137-nucleotide messenger RNA. RefSeq names its product MTCL family member 3 (gene MTCL3). Lineage: Eukaryota; Metazoa; Chordata; Mammalia; Perissodactyla; Rhinocerotidae. Gene Ontology annotation, biological process: regulation of autophagy. The record is from RefSeq and is a predicted model, not a curated record.
AGAAAGAACGGUUGGUGGCGGUGAGGAGGAAAGAGAAUGAUCCGGUGAUGGACCAUUCUAAAUCGCAUCCGGUAGAUUUCUCCUAGACUGCCAUGAGUCAGCCACCGACGGGGGGCGCUGCCCCUGCCACCACCGCAGCUUCUGCCGCCACCGCUGCCACAGAAGCUCGCCUGCACCCGGAGGGCAGCAGCAGAAAGCAGCAGCGUGCUCAGUCACCCGCUAGACUGAGGGACAAUUCCGUCCGACAGACAACCGCGGCCACUCGGUCCCCGGCGGGGGCCGGCACUAAGGUCAAUUCUGUUCGACAGCAGCAGCUGCAGCAGCAGCAAGGCAACAAGACCGGGAGCCGCGCGGCGCCUCCGGCCAGCGCCCGAGGCGGCGGAGGCGGGGCGGAGAAGGCAGCGCCCCUGGCGCCCAAAGGGGCCGCGCCGGGAGCUGUCCAGCCCGCGCCUGGUGCUGAAGCGGCCCCCGCGGCGACCCUGGCCCCGGUGGGAGGCAGGAGGCCUGGCCCGUCGGAGGAGCCGCCCCGGGAGCUAGAACCCGUGUCCUCUAAACUCGGGGAACCCCCUCCGCUCGGGGAAGGAGGAGGAGGGGGUGGGGAAGGAGGAGGAGCCGGCGGCGGCUCCGGGGAAAGGGAGGGGGGCGCUCCGCAGCCGCCGCCGCCGCCGCCGCCCAGGGGCUGGCGAGGGAAAGGCGUACGCGCCCAGCAGAGGGGCGGCAGCGGCGGGGAGGGGGGCUCCCCUUCGCCAUCCUCCUCCUCUGCGGGCAAAACCCCAGGCCCUGGCAGCAGAAACUCCGGAAGCGGCGUGGUGGGGGGCGGCAGCGGUGGCGGAGGGAGCUACUGGAAGGAAGGAUGUCUGCAGUCUGAGCUCAUCCAGUUCCAUCUCAAGAAAGAGCGGGCGGCAGCGGCGGCGGCCGCGGCUCAGAUGCACACUAAGAACGGCGGUGGCAGCAGCAGCAGCCGCAGCUCCCCGGUCGCUGGCGCCCCUGCCAUUUGCGAGUCCCUCGCAGUCCCUUCCUCCUCCCCAAUGGCGGCGGCAGCAGAAGGCCCCCAGCAGAGCGCGGAGGGCAGCGCGAGCGGUGGGGGCAUGCAGGCGGCGGCGCCCCCUUCGUCGCAGCCGCACCCGCAGCAGCUCCAGGAGCAGGAAGAAAUGCAGGAGGAGAUGGAGAAGCUGCGAGAGGAAAACGAGACUCUCAAGAACGAGAUCGAUGAGCUGAGGACCGAGAUGGACGAGAUGAGGGACACUUUCUUCGAGGAGGAUGCCUGCCAACUGCAGGAAAUGCGCCACGAGUUGGAGAGAGCCAACAAAAACUGCCGGAUCCUGCAGUACCGCCUCCGCAAAGCCGAGCGCAAAAGGCUCCGCUACGCGCAGACCGGGGAGAUCGACGGGGAGCUGCUGCGCAGCCUGGAGCAGGACCUCAAGGUUGCAAAGGAUGUAUCUGUGAGACUUCACCAUGAACUGGAAAAUGUGGAAGAAAAGAGAACAACAACAGAAGAUGAAAAUGAGAAACUGAGGCAACAGCUUAUCGAAGUUGAGAUUGCAAAGCAGGCUUUACAGAAUGAACUGGAAAAAAUGAAGGAGCUAUCCUUAAAAAGAAGAGGAAGCAAAGAUUUGCCAAAAUCUGAAAAAAAGGGUCAACAGACUCCCACAGAGGAGGACAAUGAAGACCUGAAAUGCCAGCUGCAGUUCGUGAAGGAAGAAGCUGCUUUGAUGCGAAAGAAAAUGGCCAAGAUUGAUAAGGAAAAGGACAGAUUCGAACACGAGCUGCAGAAGUACAGAUCCUUUUACGGGGACCUGGACAGUCCCUUGCCCAAAGGAGAAGCCGGGGGCCCCCCCAGCACCAGGGAGGCGGAACUCAAGCUGCGGCUGAGGCUGGUGGAGGAGGAGGCCAACAUCCUGGGCAGGAAGAUCGUCGAACUGGAGGUGGAGAACCGGGGCCUGAAGGCGGAACUGGACGACCUGAGGGGCGACGACUUCAACGGCGCGGCCAACCCCCUCAUGAGGGAGCAGAGCGAGUCCCUGUCGGAGCUGCGGCAGCACCUGCAGCUGGUGGAGGACGAGACGGAGCUGCUGCGGAGGAACGUGGCCGACCUGGAGGAGCAGAACAAGCGCAUCACGGCGGAGCUCAACAAGUACAAGUACAAGUCGGGCGGCCACGAGAGCGCGCGGCACCACGACAGCGCCAAGACCGAGGCCCUGCAGGAGGAGCUGAAGGCGGCGCGCCUGCAGAUCAACGAGCUCAGCGGCAAGGUCAUGCAGCUGCAGUACGAGAACCGCGUGCUCAUGUCCAACAUGCAGCGCUACGACCUGGCCUCGCACCUGGGCAUCCGCGGCAGCCCCCGCGACAGCGACGCCGAGAGCGACGCGGGCAAGAAGGAGAGCGACGACGACUCGCGGCCGCCGCACCGCAAGCGCGAGGGGCCCAUCGGCGGCGAGAGCGACUCGGAGGAGGUGCGCAACAUCCGCUGCCUCACGCCCACCCGCUCCUUCUACCCCGCGCCCGGGCCCUGGCCCAAGAGCUUCUCCGACCGGCAGCAGAUGAAGGACAUCCGCUCGGAGGCCGAGCGCCUGGGCAAGACCAUCGACCGGCUCAUCGCCGACACGAGCACCAUCAUCACCGAGGCGCGCAUCUACGUGGCCAACGGGGACCUGUUCGGACUGAUGGACGAGGAGGACGACGGCAGCCGCAUCCGCGAGCACGAGCUGCUCUACCGCAUCAACGCGCAGAUGAAGGCCUUCCGCAAGGAGCUGCAGACCUUCAUCGACCGCCUCGAGGUGCCCAAGUGCGCGGACGAGCGCGGCGCGGAGGAGCCCAUAUCCGUGAGUCAGAUGUUCCAGCCUAUCAUUUUACUUAUUCUCAUUCUUGUAUUAUUUUCAUCACUUUCUUACACAACAAUAUUUAAACUUGUCUUCCUUUUUACGCUGUUUUUUGUACUGUAAACCUUUCCUCAUUUACCAUUCAUUGUAGUAUUUUCAGUUUGUUUGUUUUGUUUACUCUUCAAGACAAGAAGUAAAAGGAAUAUUAUUUCUGUAGUAACCAAUGCUAUAAAAACACUGAAGACUGCUUAUUUCUUUAAAAAGACACCUCUUACCACUACCAAAUUCAGUGUGAAGCCCACGCACUAAAAUAUUUCA